AUGGCUGGCCUACUAAAAUACAAAUUUACCAAGACCAAAAAGACUGAUGGUAGUGAAAAUGUUGCACAAAUUAUUCAAAGUCCAUGUACAGAAAAUACGGUCUCUUCUGUCAAAAAAUAUGUCGCUGAAAUACCAAUAAUACCAGACUCUAAAUCAGAGUUUCCUGAAUGCUGGGAUUUUAAGCAGAUUACUUAUUUUACUAAAGAAUAUCCUUGGAUUUAUUUUAAAAAUAAACAUAUUGGAUGUAAGAUCUGUAGAGAUGUAAAUCAAAAUUUAUUAAAUCAAAAAGGAUCACAUGUGGCAUCUGAAUGGUCUAAUGGAGAAGUUUAUUCAUCAGGUUCUACAUUAGAAAAGAAAAAAACUAAUUUAAGAAAAAAAAUUUCUAAACACAAGAAUUCUGCUGCUCAUUUAAAUGCACAAAAAGUUAUAUUUUUGUCUGAAAAAAAAGUUAUUGAUGAACAUAUUUCAAUGUUGAUGGUGACUGAUCAAGAAAAUACUGCAAGAAUAUUUCGCACAGCUUAUUUAAUAGCUAAAAAUCAACGCCCUUAUACAGAUAUGCCAAAACUUACAGAUCUCCAAGAAUUAAAUGGACUUGAUAUGGGAAGAAUACUUCAGACUAACGUAUCAUGUUCUAAUAUUAUUGAUCACUUGGCCUUAGAAAUGAGAAGGAAGAUUGCUAUGGACAUAGUGAAAAAUAAUAGAAAAAUUUGUAUUUUAGUUGAUGAAUCCACAACAUUAAGUAAAAAAUCUAUGUUAGUUAUAUGUUUACGUUGUGCAGUUGGUGAACUUAAUGAAGUAUACACAUUUUUGUUUGAUAUUGUUGAAGUAUCAAAUACUUCAGCUAAAACUAUAAAAGAUUCUAUAUUACAAGUAUUGGAAAAAUAUGGUAUGGACACUGAUUUUUUGAAAAAAAAUUUUAUUUCUUUUGUGAGCGAUGGAGCUUCAAACAUGUUAGGCCGUAAAGCAGGAGUUGGUGUAUUAUUACAGAAAAGUUUUCCUCAUAUUAUACUUUGGCAUUGUUGUAAUCACCGUCUAGAACUUGCUGUUGCGGAUUGUUUAAAAGAAGUAAGUGGAAUUAAUCAUUUCCAAUCAUUUAUUGAAAAACUAUACUCACUGUAUCACAUGUCACCAAAAAAUAUGAAUGAGUUGAAAGAAUGUGCUAAUUCUAUUGAUCAACAGUUAUUAAAAAUAGGUAAAAUAUUUACAAUUAGAUGGGUAGCUUCAAGUCUUCGGACAAUAAAAGCUGUUUGGAAUAACUUUGAAUCUCUUUUUCAACAUUUUUCUAAUGCAAUAAUGGAUGAUCAAAGGAGCUCUAAAGAAAAAGCAAAGUAUGUUGGUUUGAAAAAUACUUUAAAAUCCAUAGAAUUUGUUCACAACCUUGGCAUACUGUUUGAUGCUCUGACAGAAUUAUCAGAUUUGUCCAUUCAGCUCCAAAAAAGAGAUCUAUCUCUUAUGGCUGCUCAUAAAUUAAUUGAACGGACCAUUAGCGUUUUGGAAUCUAUGGCUAAUAAAAAUGGUGAAAAAACCAAAGAAGUAAAUUCUGCUUGUGAACAAAAAGAAUUUAAAGGCAUUAUAUUAGAACAUAAAUAUUCUGUGGUAAAAAUUGAAAUCGGCCAAUUUUUUAGAAGUUUGUCUGACAAUCUAAAACAAAGACUUUUUACUACACAAUCUUCUCAUGUAUCAAUUUUAGAUAAAGCUGAUCCUUAUAAAGAUUUAUUUAAUAAUUUAUUGAUUGAUUUAACCAUGCUUUCUCCUGAUAAUUGGCCUGAUAACUGUGAUGUACAGUUUGGUGAUAUAAAUGUAAGCCGUUUGUCUAAAAUAUUUCAAAUUGAUCAAAGAGCCAGUGUACGAGGAUUUCGUGAAUACAAAGUGUCUUAUCCUUCAGUAAAUACAGACAUUGAACCAUUAAUGACCGCUGUAAAGACUUUGGCUAUUUCUUCUGCUGAAUGUGAACGGUCCUUUAGUUCAAUGAACGAAAUUGUUUCUUCAAAAAGAAGUGUGUUGACUAGUGAUCAUAUUUCAUCGUUAGCUUUCAUUAAUUGUACUGGACCACCAAUUAAUAAAUUCAAUCCCAACAUCUAUAUUAAAACUUGGAUAUUAUCAGGGAAAAGAACUGCAGAUGAACAAUGUUGUCCAAAAAGAAAAAAGAAAGACGAAGAAGAAUCUUAUACAUCUUUAUGGUUAUGUUUAGAUAAAUAG
This is a messenger RNA of Aphis gossypii (cotton aphid), 2199 nucleotides long. Its product is annotated as E3 SUMO-protein ligase KIAA1586-like. The transcript is spliced from 2 exons. The record is from RefSeq and is a predicted model, not a curated record. NCBI's taxonomy places the organism in Eukaryota, Metazoa, Arthropoda, Insecta, Hemiptera, Aphididae. Bases 1 to 2199 code for a protein of 732 amino acids.